Syngnathoides biaculeatus (alligator pipefish) is the source of this 3211-nucleotide messenger RNA. It is a transcript of the gene epb41l3a, whose product is annotated as erythrocyte membrane protein band 4.1-like 3a. Gene Ontology annotation, cellular component: plasma membrane; cytoskeleton. The record is from RefSeq and is a predicted model, not a curated record. Gene Ontology annotation, molecular function: structural molecule activity; actin binding. Gene Ontology annotation, biological process: cortical actin cytoskeleton organization. Bases 269 to 2941 code for a protein of 890 amino acids. The transcript is spliced from 22 exons. NCBI's taxonomy places the organism in Eukaryota, Metazoa, Chordata, Actinopteri, Syngnathiformes, Syngnathidae.
AUUAAUUGGUCGUGCGCGGGAGCGCGUGCGAGGACGCGCACGCAACGCCGGUGUGUGGGUGCGGGCGCGCGCGCGCCUGGAUUUUCCCACAAUUCUCUUGGAGCUGGUGGCGCGGCGCGGCUUGCGUCUGAGGGCGGAGUGUGUGUGAGUGAGUGAGCGAGCGAGUGAGCGAGCGAGCCGCGCUGUCAGGGAACACAAGCCGUAGCACGGCGCGUGCAACCCGCGUAACCAGCCCAGCGAGGAACGUCUUCGUACUGCAUAAUUUACCAUGACAACCGAAUCAGGGACGGACUCUGAGGCCAAGCAGCACCAGCAGCAGCAAGAGGAGAGUACGGGGGCUCCCAAAGAGAACCCGAAAGCCGCCGAAGCCGCCUCGCCUCAGAACCACCCCGAGCAGCUUCCUGCCGCUGUUGGACACAGCACGCCGGCCAGGAAAGAACAGGAGACGCAAGAAGACGACCAAGAUUCCCGCCAGUCAUCCACCAGUCGUCUUUCCAGGUCUCCUUUAAAAGGAGUGAAGAAGGUGAAGAUCAUGCAGUGUAAGGUGACAUUGCCAGAUGGCUCCGACUACACUCUGAACGUGGAGAAGCGGAUCAAGGGCCAGGUUCUCUUCGACAAAGUGUGCGAUCACCUCAAUCUGUUGGAGAAGGACUACUUUGGAAUGACAUACAGAGAUCUGGAGAAACAGAAGAAUUGGCUGGAUCCUACCAAAGACCUGAAAAAGCAGAUCAGGACUGGCCCCUGGAACUUUGCAUUUAAUGUAAAGUUUUACCCUCCAGACCCCUCCCAGCUGACAGAAGAUAUCACAAGAUAUUACCUGUGCCUGCAGCUCCGAGACGAUGUGGUCUCGGGCCGCCUUCCCUGUUCCUUUGCCACCCACACCGUCCUGGGGUCGUACACGGUACAGUCAGAGCUGGGCGACUACGACCCGGAGGAGCUGGGCAGUGACUACGUCAGCGAGUUGCGCUUCGCACCCAACCAGACCAAAGAGCUGGAGGAGAAAGUCAUGGAGCUCCACAAGACCUACAAGGGGAUGACGCCGGCUGAAGCCGAAAUGCAUUUCCUGGAAAAUGCAAAGAAGCUGUCCAUGUACGGUGUGGAUCUGCACCACGCUAAGGACUCUGAGGGCGUGGAGAUCAUGUUGGGAGUGUGCGCCAGUGGUCUUCUCAUCUACAGGGACAGGUUGCGCAUCAACCGGUUCGCCUGGCCCAAAAUCCUCAAAAUCUCCUACAAGAGGAAUAACUUCUACAUCAAAAUCCGGCCCGGCGAGUUUGAGCAGUUUGAAAGCACCAUCGGCUUCAAGCUUCCCAACCAUCGUGCUGCCAAACGGCUCUGGAAGGUUUGCGUUGAACACCACACCUUCUUCAGGCUCGUGUCUCCAGAGGCGCCCCCAAAGAAGUUUCUCACCCUCGGUUCCAAGUUCCGCUACAGCGGCAGGACGCAGGCCCAAACCCGAAGGGCGAGCUCCCAGAUUAUGCGACCCGCCCCCUUCUUCGAGCGCUCCGCCAGCAAACGUUACAACAUGUCGCGCAGCUUGGACGGAGCACCCAUCACGGAGAACCACGAGAGUCUGAUGAAGGACAGCGACGGCGACACCAAUGCCAGGGGAGAUAUCAUCACGACGGUGACCGCCGAGAAGAAGGCUGAGGAAGAGAAGGCAGAGCAGGAGGAUGCCUGCGCCGAGACGACGGAACCUGCCGCCGGCAGUGUGAUGCCGCUCAGACAAGAACCUAAGGACACAGAACCCCCCACUGAGAUGGUCAAGCACCACACCAACAUCAGCGAGCUGAAGCGCUCCUUCCUGGAAACGGACGCCGGCGUCCCAGGUCUCACCGAGUGGGAGCGAAGGCUCUCCUCGUCCCCGGCGCACUCGGCACGAGCGGAUGAGCCCCCCAUGAUAGAACCUCUCGACCUGCGGGAUGAUGACAGCGAGGAGCCCACCGGAGAUGAGAGGAAGGCGGAACCAAAAGUCAUUGAGGCAGCGGGAUAUCUGCUGAAUUGCACUGCAGAUAGUACAGUAGCGGAUGGAGCGCCCCCUUCGGGGCCGCUGGAAAUUAGCCCGUCGGCUACGACAGACGACGACGUUUUCGUGGCUGAAGAGAAAACCCCCAGCUCCCAAGACGACUUGUCAGAGAAGUCCGUGGCGAAGCUCGUCAGGGAGGAAGUGACCCAGGCCAUCAUUGACAAAAGAGGCAUGCUCAUCAUCUUGAAGGAGGCCGAGGCGGAGACGGAAAAUCUCAUGAGCAAGAUGGAAGAUGCGACUCAGGUCAAAGGCUCUCCCAAGAAAGCAAUGGCCUCGUGGGUGUCGGAGGUGGCGAGGGCAGAGGAGUCUGAGGUCUUCCGCGUGCCGACCAAGGAGACGGCGAAGACCUUUGAGGAGACGGCGAAGACCUUUGAGCUGUCCAAGCUCGACGUGGCUCAGAUUGCACUCCCCGGGACGGCGCCCUUAGCAGUGUCGACUCUCGGAUGGGUUUCUUCUUCUGUGACUUCCGAAAAGGCAUCAACUGAAAAGGAGCAGAAAAUCCUCGUUGCCACAGAAACAAUCGCAGCACCACAAGACUGUACAGGUACCGAAGGGGGCAUGGUGUGCCCCAAGGAGACCCCCGUGGUUCAUACUGAGACCAAAACCAUCACAUACGAGGCUGCAGUGGGCGACAUGAACGGCGACACAGACCCCGGGGUGUUACUGAGCGCCCAGACCAUCACCUCGGAAACCACCAGCACCACCACCACCACACACAUCACGAAGACUGUGAAAGGAGGCAUUUCAGAGACAAGAAUUGAGAAACGGAUCGUCAUCACGGGAGACUCAGACAUCGACCACGAUGAGGCUCUGGCUCAGGCCAUAAAGGAGGCUAAAGAGCAGCAUCCUGACAUGUCAGUGACCAAAGUAGUGGUACAUAAAGAGACAGAGAUCACAGCAGAGGAGGGGGAGGACUGACCCAGGAGUAACCGCGACAUCCCAGAAUUCCACAUUUAAAGGCGGGACCUGAAACUUCUUCUUCUCCUCUUCUUCCUCCUCCUCCUUUUCCAGCUUGCCCACUAGUCUCAAUCAUCCAACCUGCAGAUGUAAAAAAGAAAAAAGGAACGCAUGCGGCGAAGGAGGCGAUACGGCAUUAUUGAUAUCACCAUCUUACACCCAUAUGAGAUUAUCCCAGAAAGCUGUACGAUUUAAAAGUAAUAAUUAAAGCAAGUUGCUUUCACUGCCUUA